AGCGAUCAAGGGGCGGCAAUCCCAGGCGAAGCCAAGGAUCUGCAGCUUUUCCUGGCGAAGCAGGACGGAGGUGCGUGGAUGAACCUGCACGCAGCGGAAGCUGUGCGCCUCGACGAUGAUGGAAACCUACGAGGUUUCGAGCCAAUGAAUCCCGAUCUGCGCCUCAACAGUGGCAAGCACUUUGGA
Messenger RNA from Phytophthora sojae, 186 nucleotides. RefSeq lists its product as hypothetical. The record is from RefSeq and is a predicted model, not a curated record. The annotation marks the transcript as partial. Lineage: Eukaryota; Oomycota; Peronosporomycetes; Peronosporales; Peronosporaceae. The transcript has a single exon.